This is a messenger RNA of Rotaria sp. Silwood1, 519 nucleotides long. Lineage: Eukaryota; Metazoa; Rotifera; Eurotatoria; Philodinida; Philodinidae. The record is from the annotation of a GenBank genome assembly.
AUGAUGUUAAUGUAUGAUUAUAAUGAUCUAGCAGAAGAAAAUUCAAGAAAAUUUGUUAAAACAUGUGUUGAAAAAAAACGACGUGAUCGUAUUAAUAAAAGUCUUGAUGAAUUAAAAGAUCUUAUAGCAAUAACUAAUGAUAAAGUACGUUAUCAAAAAUUAGAAAAAGCUGAAAUACUUGAAAUGACUGUAACAUAUGUUCGAAAUUUAAAACAACGAAUGAAUAAUUCAAUAGAAAAUUAUGAAAAUGGUUAUAAACAAUGUUCAGAAGAAAUAUGGAAAUUAAUACAUUCAUUACCAAAUAUUUAUCCUGAACAACGUCAAUGUUUAGCUAAUUGUUGUCGACAAAUGUGGAUAAAUCGUCGAUUAAUAUAUUAUCAUCCUUAUCAACAACAAAUAAUUGAACCAAACUGUCUUCAAAUUAUUAUUAAUGAUUCAUGUUCAUCAUCAUCAACAUCAAGUAUAUCAUCAAAUUCUACAAGUCCAUCAUCAUCAAAACUUUGGAAACCAUAUAUAUAA